This is a messenger RNA of Trametes versicolor FP-101664 SS1, 1047 nucleotides long. Its product is annotated as phosphopantothenate-cysteine ligase. The transcript has 6 exons. The record is from RefSeq and is a predicted model, not a curated record. NCBI's taxonomy places the organism in Eukaryota, Fungi, Basidiomycota, Agaricomycetes, Polyporales, Polyporaceae. Gene Ontology annotation, biological process: coenzyme A biosynthetic process. The coding region runs from base 1 to 1047 and encodes 348 amino acids. Gene Ontology annotation, molecular function: phosphopantothenate--cysteine ligase activity. Gene Ontology annotation, cellular component: cytoplasm; nucleus.
AUGGCAACAUCCUCGCAAACAGAGGAGCACACCUUCUCUGCCGAGCGGUACUUCGCAACACAACCGCCCCCUACUACGCUGGAGAGCGACGUCGCGCGGGUCAGUGAGUUCAUCCAGAGGCAGCAGCGGGAGGGACGCAAGGUGGUACUAGUAACGAGCGGCGGGACCACCGUGCCCCUCGAGCUCAAUGUCGUGCGGUUCUUGGACAACUUCAGUGCCGGCACGCGAGGAGCAACCUCCGCGGAGUACUUCCUGAAGGCGGGCUAUGCGGUGAUCUUUAUGCACCGGCAGUUCAGCCUGCAGCCCUUCAGCCGACACUACUCGCAUUCCACGCACCCUUUUCUCGACUUCCUCGAUUUCGGCAGCUCUGAGCCAACAUCCACCGGCGACUCCUCCGCAGCGGCUCACAUUGUCGUACGCCCGGCAGAACGGGCGCAGCUCCUUGAUGUUCUUGCCGCAUACAAGGACGCGCAGAACGCGGGGACGCUCCUUACGCUCACGUUCGUGACCGUGAACGAUUACCUCUGGUUGCUUCGCGCGGUCAGCCAGGAGCUGUCGCAGCUUGGUCGCAGCUGUCUGUACUACCUGGCUGCGGCCGUGAGCGACUUCUUCCUGCCCAGGCAGAGAAUGUCGGAGCACAAGAUCCAGUCCGGAAAGGGCAGUCUGCACAUCGAAAUGGACCAGGUUCCCAAGAUUCUCAAGCCACUCGUCGCUGAGUGGACACGGGAGGGUUAUAUCGUCUCUUUCAAACUCGAGACCGACGAGGCGUUGCUGGUUCCGAAGGCCCGGCAGGCCCUCGCGAGGUACGGACAUCAGGUCGUGAUCGGAAACGACCUCCACCGGCGCAAAUUCGAGGUCGUCUUCGUCUCGCCUCGUGCCUCCGCCACACGCCCGGAAGAGGGCGAAGGUGCGCCUGAUGAACGGUAUGAAGAGUCGUGGCUGCGCAUCGAUCUCGAACAACAUCCGCAGAAGGAGAUCGAGGAGGACAUCGUCUCCGAGCUAGUGAAGCGGCACCAAGCGUGGAUAGCAGCCGCGACAUCGGCAUAG